CCAGUGCGUGCCAACGGUGAUCACAUCCUCCGCCAGAGGAAUGGGGUCGUGAAAAUUCCCCACAAACGCUGUUCCUCCUUCCCCUUCCUCUCUCCCACUCUUUCUUCUACCCAUCGACCGCGCAAGGCCGGCAGAUUCCCAAGCCAAACCCUUGCGAGAGAGACAAACAAGAAACGCGUCAGUAUUUCCUCUCUUUCAUCCGAUUGGUUCUCCUGCUGCGUUCUUCACGCCUCCUAACCUGCGAGCCCCUAGGUGGCAUGGAAUGAUUGGCCCUCUCAAAACUUAUAAUAUUCUUCAGAAGACUCUUUAUAACGGAAUUGGGUAAUGCAUCUCUGCCAAGAGAAGAGAUACAGAUUGAUGAAUUUUGCAACAAAAACAAUUGUUCGAUGGAUAUAAGGCGUCACGAGUUCAAGGAGAACAUAUCUAGUAACAUCAAGCAGCAAGACCUGAUUCUGUUGAUUGUGAUGGGAAGCAAAGGCCGUAUACCACCUCCUUAUUUACGUCGGCCUCUUCCUAGCCCUGGCAUUCUACACCCUGAGCCAUUUGGUCCAGGUAUCCGUCCUCCACCCGGUGCCUUUCCAUUUGAUAUGUUGCCUUCCCCAGAAAUUUUGGAGCAGAAGCUUGCUCAUCAACAUAUGGAGAUGCAAAGGCUUGCAACAGAGAAUGAAAGGCUUGCAGCAACACAUUCCUCUCUGAGACAACAACUGGCUGCUGCUCAACAGGAUUUGCAGAGAUUUCAGACCCGUAAUGGUGCUGUCAUUGCUGAGCAGGAACAACAGUUGAGAGUCCUCAAAGACAAGAUAGCAAAGAUGGAAGCUGAUUUGAAAGCCUCUGAACCUGUUAAAGUGGAGUUGCAACAGGCUCAUGCGGAGGCUCAAAGUUUGAUUGCAGUGAGACAGGAACUCAUCUCAAAAGUGCAACAACUUACUCAGGAUCUGCAGAGGAGCCAUGCUGAUGCUCAGCAAAUCCCAGCACUAAUGUCUGAACUGGAUGCUCUUAGACAAGAAUAUCAACAUUGCAGAGCUACGUAUGAUUAUGAAAGAAAACUGCGUAUUGACCACUAUGAGUCUCUCCAGGUAAUGGAAAAGAACUAUGUUUCCAUGGUUAGGGAGGUGGAAAAGCUACGUGCUGAAUUGACAAAUGCUACUAACCUUGAUAGAAGUGGUGCCAGUGCUUUAGGGGGGCCAUUUGGUACCAGGGCUGCACACAAGGGAAACGAUACAUCUGGUCAUCAUUCCAUUGGACAAAAUGCUUAUGAUGAUGGCUAUGGAGUACCCCAGGGUGGUGGGCCUUCUAGUGGUGCAGCUCGAUAUGAUGGAGGUCCUUCUGCCCAGGCUGGAUAUGAUGCACCCAGGGGUCCCACAUAUGAUGCUCCAAGAAAUGCAAGUUAUGAUGCAUCCAGGGUGGCUGGCUAUGGUGCUUCUAGAGGCAGCAGCUAUGACGCACCCAGAGGGACUGGCUAUGAGGCUCCUAGAGGAUCUGCGUAUGAUGCUUCUCGAGGAACAGUGGUGCCUCAGGCAGCAGCUCCUGCUGGCAGCACCGCUGCACCCUACGGAUCAACACAGGCUCCAUCACCGUAUGGGUCAGCUCAGGUACCAUCACCCUAUGGAUCAGCACAGCCUCCAACAUAUGGAACGGGGCAGACCCCAAACCGAGCAGGUGGUGGUUAUGAAGCACCUCGUGGUGGGAAUGCUGCACAUAGAUAAGCUUUAACUCACCCCACAAUUUUCUGAUUUUUAUGGAGAUUUCCUGGUGACAGUUCUCUCACCAUCAAAUGUCUCUAGCUUUUGGGAUUCUACCCUGCAAACUUGAUGGAAGUUUUCGGCAAUGUUCCUGGUGUUUGAAAUACAACUGGUAUUUGAAUUACAUUGGGUGGGGAAUAUUUUGUGGACAGGAAUGUGCAAGCUGGUCAAUCGUCAUGGGGGAGUUUCUUAUGAUCUUCCCAUUUGCUUGUUGAAUUUCAAAUGUUCCUCUCUUUUUUCCCCUUCUUUUUAUGAUUCUCCAAGUUAUUAUGAGUUGCUGGCAUGGAUACUUUUGUUUGGUGGUUAAUCGGCAUGCAUAACCUUGCACCUGGAUCUCUUCAAAGACAGUCGUUCUGGGGCUUGCCAUAACAAACUGUACCAUCAACUUUGAAUGUUUGUUAAAUUGUUCAUUUGUCU
Elaeis guineensis (African oil palm) is the source of this 2159-nucleotide messenger RNA. RefSeq names its product protein FLX-like 2. The record is from RefSeq and is a predicted model, not a curated record. NCBI's taxonomy places the organism in Eukaryota, Viridiplantae, Streptophyta, Magnoliopsida, Arecales, Arecaceae.